AUGUGUUCCAAUUUCCUUAUAAGCAUUGUGUGCUUUUCAGAUCCUCCGUAUCGGCUCUUCUUCAGGGUUAAAUUCUAUGUCAACGAUCCAGCAAAAUUGGUUGAGGAAUACACUCGUUAUCAUGUGUUCUUGCAACUCAGGAAGGACUUAAUCGAAGGAAGAUUAGCGUGUCCUGAAGGUACAGCUGCCCUCCUCGGCAGCUAUGCUGCCCAAUCCGAAUUCGGUGAUUAUAGUCCAGAGGAUCACGGCCCUGACUAUUUGAAUGGAUUUCAAAUUAUACCUGGUCAGAGUGAAAAUUUCAUCAAGAACGUUGCUGAGUUGCACAAACUGCACAAAGGCCAGAGCCCAGCUGAAGCCGAGUUCAACUUCUUAGAACACGUAAAAAAACUCGAACUUUACGGUGUGGAUCUUUAUCCUGCGAAGGAAUCUGGCGAUAAUGCGAUUGGUGUCGGGGUCAGUAGCUGCGGGGUUUUGGUAUUUCGAUCGGGACGUCGCGAGGCACUCUAUCCAUGGUCAUCGAUCAUGAAGUUGUCAUUCAAAAAGAAAUUAUUCAGUGUCUAUAUGCGCACCCUCAACGAAGAUAAUGUAGAAGAAGACACGGUAAUGUUAUUCAACAUACAAAGUCCUGAAAGCUGUAAGGCAUUAUGGAAGAGUUGCAUAGAACAUCACACUUUCUUCCGCCUCAUCGUACCGCCAGCCAUACCACCGAAGUCAAUUUUCUCGAUUGGAAGUCGCUUUCGAUAC
This is a messenger RNA of Anisakis simplex (herring worm), 744 nucleotides long. The record is from the annotation of a GenBank genome assembly. NCBI's taxonomy places the organism in Eukaryota, Metazoa, Nematoda, Chromadorea, Rhabditida, Anisakidae.